AUACACAGAGGGAGCAAUCAGGAAAUGAGAGACAGGAGGGAAACACAGCUGGGACAAAUCAGGGCUGAUGAGACAAAGGAAGUAAAACCAGACGCAUUAACAUAAGACACGGAUUUUCAAAGUAAAACAGGAAACACAGACUGAACUCACAGACACAGACUCACAAGCAGGCACUGCAACAGAGGGAACAGAGACGUGGGACCAGGGCAGACACAGACUCUGACUGGACACAGAAUAGAGGGAGUAAGGAAACCAAAACUUGAAAACUAAAUAAUCACACACCAAGAAGAACUUGGGGGAAAAAAAUAGAAAUGCAAAACAGAAACCAAAACCUUCACAAAAAUAAACUAAGAUGAGAAAACAAAUAAAAGGUACAAAACUGAAGCCACUGGGUCAACGACCCAGGUACCCUAACAGCUGCCCCCGUGACCCGGCCCUGGAUAAGUGGAUAAAAAUGGACGGAUGGAUGGAUGAAUCAACUUUCCAUUACUGGAUGCCAAUUAGGGCCUUGUUUCUUGGAAACAGCUGUGAACAAGUUAUAACAGAAAACAAGGUUGCAAUUCAGUUUAAAUCACUUAUUCACACUUCUGCUGAAUUGGUGUGUGAAUCUGUGUCUGAGAAAAGUGGGGGAGGGAAAUGUGGGUGUGGUUGUGUGAGAAAAAAACCUCAACUAUAUUUGGAAAGGAAGAUAAAGCCAGACACAUGAUAUGAAAAAAAGAGGAAAUGGAGGGUGUGUGAAUGUGUCUUUGAGUGUGUGUUCACAUGUGUGAGAGCCAUGACACAAACUACGUAACAGCCAAACUUAAAGUAACUGCAAGACAGACAAACAAACACAUCCUCACUUCUGCCUCUCACCACCAAGACUGAAGCUACUCACCUCAGCCCUGUGAGAUCAGCUCAAUAUUUCAGACUAAGGGGUAGCAACAGUUGCUUCUCUGAGAUCAUUGCCGAGUCUUUCCUGCUACGACGAAAAGAAAGCAGCCAAUGUGAAGCAGAGCAAACGCCUUAGUUGGCCGAAGAAAAAUCAUCUACAGAGUCACCACACCAGGCAACUAUGGUGGACAUCAGUGACAUAGUGGAUAAUGUUGCCAUCAUUUUAUAUGCACUGACCGUUGUGCUCGGCAUCACGGGGAACUCUAUAGUGAUCUGGGUGGCUGGAUUCAAACUUAAGCCAAAGGUCACCAACGUGUGGCUGGUGAAUCUGGCGAUAGCAGACCUGAUCUUCUGCUUCACACGGGUUCUCUCCCUCACUCAGAACCUCUUCUUUGACCACUGGCCUUUUGGCCUCUUUCCCUGCAAGUUCAAUGGCUUCUUCAAAUACACCAACAUGUUCUGCUCUGUCUUCCUGCUGGCUGUGAUCAGUCUGGAUCGAGUGCUCUGCAUCUGGCGGCCGGUCUUCACAAGGCGCCGACGCACGCUGUGGGUAGCGAGGAUGGUGGCAGUCUGCGUCUGGAUCACAGCGAUCCUCUUCAGCAUUCCCUACUUCAUCCAUCGCCAAAUGUACGUGGACACCAACAACCUUACUAAAUGUUCUGUGGACCCAAAAGAGAAGGCAGAAGGGUACAACAGCACCAAAGUUGCUCUGUACUCCAUCCGCUUCCUGUGCGGCUUCAUAUUUCCCUUCGUGGUCAUUCUGGUCUGUUAUACCCUGGCUGGGGUGGGAAUCCGACGCACACGCCUGUUAGGCAAGUCCCGCCCUCUGCGUAUACUAGCAUGUUUGGUCAUUGCCUUCUUCCUGUGUUGGGCACCUUACCACUGCCUCCUAAUGGUGAAGAUGGUGGACAAUAAUAAUGCAGUGGUGAAAAUCUGGUACCCUGUAGCAAAGGGUGUUGCCUACUUUAACAGCUGUGUGAACCCGCUGUUGUACUUCUGCAUGGGGCUAAAAGCUAGUGAUGGCUUUAGGCAGAGUGUAAUGAGAGUUUAUAAAAGAGCUCUGAUAGAUGAUAUGGACGGUCAGAUGACUCAGUCCACUGAUCGCUCUUUGGAUUAAAGCUCUGGGUUGAAACACAGAAUUGUUGUGAUGGCAGGAAUAAGUGGGUGUAGCUAAAGUUAAAGUUUCCCCCAAUGAUCCUAAAGCUCAGAAAAAUUCAUAUCUUUGUUUUAAACCAUUAGCUUAACAGUGAAAUGGCAGUCGCAUUUUAAAAUAGUUAAAGUAGUUGUUAAUAUGAUUUGUUAUCUGUGGAUUUUCAUCGCAGGUUAUGUGCCACAAGAAGUAGUAGGUAUGACUGUGAAAAGGCUUUUUCUUUCAUUCUGUGCUCAGUGAAGAAAACAUACAUUUGACACACUUUAGUGAAACACAGUGUUUUUGUGUCCACAAGUGACCUUUCUUUUUGAGGUGUCUGCAGCACCAGGGGGACUUGCCAUGUUCAUUUUUUCUGAGUUUUUGUUUUGUUUUUUGACUCUUUCAAAGCCAUUUAGCACAGGAUACUUUCACUGAACAGUGUGCUAAUUGCUUAAGACUUGUCAAUGUUAAGCUAAGGCUAUGUACACAGGUGUUUUUGAAAACGCAGCUGUUUCUCUGCGUUUAGGCCUUUCGUCCACACGUAAACAGCUGUCCACACGUAAA
This is a messenger RNA of Oreochromis niloticus (Nile tilapia), 2566 nucleotides long. RefSeq names its product C3a anaphylatoxin chemotactic receptor. Gene Ontology annotation, molecular function: complement receptor activity; G protein-coupled receptor activity. Bases 1055 to 1990 code for a protein of 311 amino acids. The transcript has 5 exons. Gene Ontology annotation, cellular component: plasma membrane. Gene Ontology annotation, biological process: phospholipase C-activating G protein-coupled receptor signaling pathway; inflammatory response; complement receptor mediated signaling pathway. Lineage: Eukaryota; Metazoa; Chordata; Actinopteri; Cichliformes; Cichlidae. The record is from RefSeq and is a predicted model, not a curated record.